Messenger RNA from Oryza sativa Japonica Group (Japanese rice), 928 nucleotides. RefSeq lists its product as uncharacterized. The record is from RefSeq and is a predicted model, not a curated record. Lineage: Eukaryota; Viridiplantae; Streptophyta; Magnoliopsida; Poales; Poaceae.
AUAGCAAAAACCUAACCCUAAUCAAUCCAUUUCCACCGAAACCGAUCCCCUUUCUCUCUCUCCCUCUCUCAAAUUCCAGUGGGCGGCGGCGGCGCCCUCCCCGAGCGUCUGCGGUGGCGGCCUUCCCCAGCGCGGACAGCAGCGGUGACCCUUCGCCCCAUCCUCUCGCUCUUCUCUCCCUCGGAUCCGCACCGGCGGCGGCUCCCUCCACCCCGUAUCGCCUCCCUCGCCCCCUCCUCUCCCUCUCGCCUCGUGGUAGCCGGCGGUGGCGGCAAGCGGCAGCCGCGGGUAGCCGGCGGUGGCGGCAGCCGCGGGCGGAUGCGGCGGUGGCGGCGGCCGCGGGCGGAUGCGGCGGAGGCGGCUCCCUCCGCCCUCUCUCGCCUCCCUCCCGCGGGUGGAUCUGCCGGGCGGCGGCCGCAGGCGGAUGCGGCGGCGGCGGCUCCCUCUGCCCCCUCUCGCCUCCCUCCCGUGGGUGGAUCCGCCGGGCGGCGGCGGUGGCGGCAGCCACGGGCAGAUCCGGCGGCGGCAGCUCCUUCCGCCCCUUCUCGCCUCCCUCCCGCGGGUGGAUCUGCCGGGCGGCGGCGGCCACGGGCAGAUUCGGCGGCGGCGUCAUCUGCUGAGGGUGGAUCCGGCAACGGCGGCUUCCUCCGCCGCCUCUCUUCUCCCUCCGGCGCGGUGGUCGCGGGUGGAUCCGACGGUGGUGGCGUCUACUGAGGGUGGAUCUGGCAACGGCGGCUUCCUCCGCCGCCUCUCUUCUCCGUCCGGCGCGAUGGUGGUGCCCGAUGGUGGAUCCGGCGGCAGGGGAGUGAACUUCUGUGAUGUAUGUUAUUCUUGUUGUUAUUCUUGGAUGUGAUGUAUGUUGUUGUUGUUCUUGGAUGAUUUCGUUAUGUUGUUGUUUUUGGAUGUGGUGUAUGUUGUUGUUCUUGGA